Messenger RNA from Sinocyclocheilus rhinocerous, 1324 nucleotides. RefSeq names its product GDNF family receptor alpha-4-like. Gene Ontology annotation, molecular function: signaling receptor activity. The transcript is spliced from 6 exons. The coding region runs from base 323 to 1324 and encodes 333 amino acids. Gene Ontology annotation, biological process: nervous system development. Gene Ontology annotation, cellular component: external side of plasma membrane; signaling receptor complex. NCBI's taxonomy places the organism in Eukaryota, Metazoa, Chordata, Actinopteri, Cypriniformes, Cyprinidae. The record is from RefSeq and is a predicted model, not a curated record.
AACCAGCACCGCUCUUCAAUUAAUGUCUUGAGUGCUAAUGAGGUUUUUAACACAGCAUCCAAACUUGUUAAUGAAAUAGUGCCGUUUCGUGACACUGAUUUUGCGCAAAUGAUUCCCUUUGAUUUGGCGCCAGAUUUGCUGGAGAAUAAAAGAUUAUUCUCGACGUGCUCUGUUCCUAUGAAAUGAUCUGGAUUGCGUCUCGCAUUUUUGGAGGAAAUCAGCACUGAACGCAGUAAGACGUUUUCUGGACAACUUUGGUGCCAGUGGACACGGGCAGUCGCGAAAGUCUUUUACUGCCUCGAGAUUGUUGGCUCUAAGCAGAAUGGACUUCAUCGGGCUCUACUUGCUCCAGCUGGCAAUUUUUGGGGUGUCACGGCUGGUGUCCGGGGGCCGGUGGGACUGUCUGACUGCGGGGGAUUCGUGCUCCAGCGACGAGGCGUGCAGCCCACGCUUGAGAACGCUGCGGCAGUGUGUCGCAGGCGGCGGAAGCGUGAAGCUGGGACCGGGUGCGCGCAACCACUGUGAGAACGCAGUGACGGUCCUGCUGUCCAGCCCCCUGCACCGAUGCCAGUGCAAACGGGGUAUGAAGAGAGAAAAAAACUGUCUUAGCAUCUACUGGAGCCUCAAGCAGUCCGUGCUGCACGGGCUGAGCCUGGUGGAGAAUUACCCCUAUGAGCCUGUCGAGCGGGGCUUUGAUUAUGUUCGCCUGGCCUCCAUCGCUGCAGAGUCUGAGGUGGGCAUGACAACAGUGAACCGUUGUUUGGAUGCUGCUAAGGCUUGUAAUGUCGAUGAGACGUGUCAGAAACUACGCACGGAGUAUGUGUCGGCGUGCAUCGCCCCAUCAGCGCGAGCCGGGCCCUGCAACAGAGCACGCUGCAGCAAAGCACUGAGGAAGUUCUUUGACCGUGUGCCGCCUGACUACACGCACGAGCUGCUCUUCUGUCCGUGCUCCGACACGGCAUGCGCAGAACGACGGCGCCAGACCAUUGUGCCUGCGUGCUCGUAUGAAGAAAGGGAAAAACCCAAUUGCCUGGCACAACUUCGAGUUUGUGAGGCAGACUAUGUGUGCAAGUCUCGCUGGGCUCAGUUCCAGCACGACUGCCAACCCUCCGAGCUUACUGCCAGCGGCUGCCAGCAAGAAAAUUACGGAGCCUGCCUUGUUGCGUACACCGGCCUGAUAGGUAGCAUUAUCACUCCAAACUACCUAGAUAACUCUACAUCCAAUGUAGGAGCAUGGUGCUCUUGUGCGGCUAGUGGGAAUUUCCGAGAUCAGUGCAACCACUUCCUUGGCCAUUUCCAUGACAACAAUUGCUUGAGUGAGUAA